CAAAAUGAUUCAAAAGAAACUUAUAUUAUAAGAAUUGAUGUGCAAGUCCUCGUCAAAUAUUUGUCACUCUCCUGAAAAUAUCCGAAAACGAAGGCGUAGAAGAAAUUAAGAAAGGAAAUUUCCAAUGACGAUUUUAUGUAUUUGAAUUAAAGGAUUUGCAUGAAGACAAUCAAUUAGCAAGGGAUUGGCGUUGGCGGGAAUGGCGAGCCUAUUUCGCAGGAAAUCUGGAAAUGAUGAUCUUCAAGCCUUUUAUCCAAUUCGACCCGAAUGCGUUGCUGACGUCCCCAAGGCCCGUUUUAGAAACCGGGCUGGGAAAACUCUUAGUCCAAGAAGAUGGCAAGCCGCAUUCUCUGAUGAUGGUCAUUUGGAUAUAGCAAAAGUGCUUAGACGAAUCCAAAGAGGGGGUAUUCACCCUCAAAUCAAAGGGUUCGUAUGGGAGUUCUUGUUGGGUUGCUUUGAUCCCAACAGCACCUUUGACGAACGAAGUAAACUGAGGGAACGAAGGAGGGAACAAUUUUGUGGAUGGAAAACUGAAUGUCAAAACAUGGUUCCCACCAUUGGUAGUGGAAAGAUAAUUACAACUGCUAUUGUAUCUGAUGACGGGCAAUUGUUACAAGAUCCUUUAGCAAACAAUGAUUCACAAGAUCAGGAUUGCCUUGUAAAAAGUGCUAUUUCUGAUAAAAAAGUGCUUCAAUGGAUGCUUUACUUGCCUCAAAUUGGUUUGGAUGUUGUUCGCACAGAUCGAGCUCUUGUCUUUUAUGAGAGUGAAGUGAAUCAGGCAAAACUUUGGGAUGUUCUUGCAAUUUAUUCAUGGGUUGACAAUGAUAUUGGUUAUGUUCAAGGAAUGAAUGAUAUUGCCUCACCAAUGGUAAUUCUUCUUGAAAAUGAAGCAGAUGCCUAUUGGUGUUUUGAGCAUGCAAUGCGAAGACUGAGAGAAAACUUUAGAACCACUACAAGUUCAAUAGGGGUGCAAGCACAGUUAAGCACACUCUCACAAAUUAUUAAAACCAUUGAUCCUAAGCUUCAUCAACACCUUGAGGAUCUAGAUGGCGGAGAGUAUUUGUUUGCAUUCCGCAUGCUGAUGGUUCUUUUCCGGAGAGAAUUUUCCUUUGUGGAUGCAUUGUAUCUUUGGGAGCUGAUGUGGGCCAUGGAAUACAACCCAAACAUCUUUUCAGCCGAUGAGUCAAAUUCAAAUAACAAUGGUGCAUGUAUACUAAAUGACAAGCAGCUAAAGCGGUAUGGAAAGUUUGUGAGAAAAAAUGUGAAGUCUGGACAGUCGGACCAACAUAGUGCGCUUGCUGUUUUUCUUGUAGCAAGUGUUCUUGAGACCAAGAAUAAGAAACUUUUGAAGGAGGCCAAGGGUCUGGAUGAUGUUGUCAAGAUUUUGGGUGACAUUACUGGAAAUUUGGAUGCUAAAAAGGCAUGUCACGAGGCAUUGAAGAUUCAGAAAAAGUAUCUUAAUAAGACCAAGAAGUGACAGAUGUAGCUGGAUGGCAUCACUCUGCAUACUGGUUUUCAUUCCCAAAUUUUUGGUGGCAUUCAGCAGAAUUGCAAUUUCCUGAGAUUUUGGUAUUUUUCUGAUAGAUUAUUUUUUUAGCUCGCCCUGUUGAGUAUAUAAUGACUUCCUUCUUUGGAAAAGCUAAGUAAAUGAAGUAUUGGCUUCAGCAGCAUUAUGAGAUUUGCCAGUUUGUGAUUCUUUUUCAGUGUCACUUUUAUUUAGAGCAAUAUACAGAGAUUGGCCUUGUGUGAAAAACAGAGUUACCAACAUUUUUGUGAUGUAAUUGCAGUAACAAGUACAAUUUAUUCUUUAAAAUCUCUAGAAUUAUAUCUGUUUGCAAUCAA
Mangifera indica (mango) is the source of this 1842-nucleotide messenger RNA. Its product is annotated as rab GTPase-activating protein 22. The transcript is spliced from 12 exons. Lineage: Eukaryota; Viridiplantae; Streptophyta; Magnoliopsida; Sapindales; Anacardiaceae. Gene Ontology annotation, molecular function: GTPase activator activity. Bases 200 to 1477 code for a protein of 425 amino acids. The record is from RefSeq and is a predicted model, not a curated record. Gene Ontology annotation, biological process: activation of GTPase activity.